Messenger RNA from Salvia splendens (bonfire salvia), 906 nucleotides. RefSeq names its product probable glutathione S-transferase. NCBI's taxonomy places the organism in Eukaryota, Viridiplantae, Streptophyta, Magnoliopsida, Lamiales, Lamiaceae. Gene Ontology annotation, molecular function: glutathione transferase activity. Gene Ontology annotation, biological process: glutathione metabolic process. The transcript is spliced from 2 exons. Gene Ontology annotation, cellular component: cytoplasm. Bases 99 to 764 code for a protein of 221 amino acids. The record is from RefSeq and is a predicted model, not a curated record.
GCCCUACCUUACACAUCCAACAAUGCGCUCACUUGAUAACUACCACACACUCUAUAUAAUAUUACUCUCAACAAACUGAAAAUCUUAGUGUGAAAAAAAUGGCGGAGAAGGUGAUUCUGCUUGAUUUGUUCGCUAGCAUGUUCGGAAUGAGGGCUCGGGUGGCGCUAGCUGCAAAAGGCGUGGAAUAUGAAUACAGAGAGGAGGACUUGCGCAACAAAUCGCAGCUUCUUCUCGAAUCCAACCCCAUCCAUAAGAAAAUCCCCGUUUUGAUUCAUAACGGCAAACCCGUUUGUGAAUCGCUCAUCAUUGUUGAGUACAUCGACGAGGUCUGGAACCACAAAUCCCCUCUCUUGCCUUCCGAUCCUUACCAGAGAGCUCAAGCUAGGUUUUUGGCCGAUUACAUCGAUAAAAAGCUGUAUGAUGUUGGAAGGAAGAUGUGGACUAAGAAUGGGGAAGAGUUAGAAGCGGCGAAGAAGGAAUUCGCAGAGAUUCUGAAGCAGUUGGAAUCGGAGCUGGGAGACAAGGCCUUCUUCGGUGGCGAGAGGUUUGGGUUUUUGGACGUGGCGUUGGUCACGUAUUCGACGUGGUUCCACACCUACGAAAAGUGCGGUGGUUUCAGCAUUGGAGAGGACUGCCCCAAGCUCAUUGAGUGGGUGAGGAGGUGUUUGGAUAUAGACUUUGUGUCGGAAUCCUUGACCGAUUCGGCCAAGGUUUACGAUUUUGCUUUAAUGCUAAGAAAGGUUUUCGGCAUCCACACCUCCUAAUUUUAGUGCUAUCUGUAUUUGUGUUUUCGAAUAAAACCAACGCUCUUUGUAUCGGUAGUUGAGACAUUUAAAGUUGAUUAUAUUUAUGUCAUCACAAUAGCUAAGUGAGUAAUUGAAAUUUGGAUUUCGAGAUUUUUAUUUU